AUGAACCUCGCAAUACAGAAUCUUGGUAUUAAUGACCCCUUCACAAAUGAAAACAUUGUUGAUAAGGGGAAUGGUAAACCCAACACGACGAAUUUAAUACAUAUCAGAAAUCAACAAAGAAAUGGUAGAAAGAGCGUUACGACAGUGCAAGGAUUAGGAAAAACGUAUGAUUUGAAAAAAAUGGUCCGAGCCUUAAAAAAGUAUAUUCACAUAUGCCUGUACAAUACUCUGUACGCCUAG
Plasmodium cynomolgi strain B is the source of this 240-nucleotide messenger RNA. Its product is annotated as translation initiation factor SUI1. Bases 1 to 240 code for a protein of 79 amino acids. The transcript has 3 exons. Gene Ontology annotation, molecular function: RNA binding; translation initiation factor activity. NCBI's taxonomy places the organism in Eukaryota, Apicomplexa, Aconoidasida, Haemosporida, Plasmodiidae. The record is from RefSeq and is a predicted model, not a curated record. Gene Ontology annotation, biological process: translational initiation.